AGAAACACUGAGAGCGUGGCACAGCAAUAUGUACUUUACAUAUUUAGAACUACAAUUUUUGUAUUAUGUACAAUAUUAAUUAGUUUGUCAUUAUGGUAUUUUACAUUAAAGUUGUUACAGUAGGAAUCUCAGUAAUCCAUGUCCUCAGAACAACAUUUGUUCAGUUUGUGGAUUUAGAAAUGUUUCUGGAAGGGAUAUGAAAUUUCUAACAUAUGUAUUUCAUCGAAUGAAAUAUUAAUAUACAUACAUACAUACACUAUACAAGUAAUAUUUAGCUACCUAAUAGCUAGUGAAAGCGUUGGUGAAAGGUAUUUCUGGUCCCUCGUAUGCUACACCAUUGCAACAGACGCUCAGGUAGUAAUUCCUGGAGUCGAUCGUUGCGAAGCGUGUAAAUAACUCACCUGAAUCUUAUAUCUUUUUACAUGUUUUAAAUAUAUUUUUGAAAAAAGUUUAUCGAUUAGAAUUAUUGAUUCCACGUGCAUUACUCUUCAUGCUCUAAUGGAUACAUAAAAGGACAUCUGUCUUAGCUAGAUUGACAAAUUUCUGAUUAUUAGAACAAGAUGAACGAAGGUGAGAAUAAAACUCUACUCCAAAAAUCUGACAAUAGAACAAUAGGAUCUUCAUUUGCGUUGGGAAAUGAAAAGCAUGAGGAUGAUGACCAUGAUUGGUGGGCAAGUGACAGUGGAUCAAGUUCAGGGUCAUAUUAUUCUGAUACAGGCAGCUCGGCAGUUGAAUGGGAAUCUGAAAUUGGUCCAACUGGUGAAGUAUUCUAUAUAGAAUCGCAGACAGAUACGUUUAUUGACAGUCAGAAGUCAAGUAAUGACAGAUCAGAAUCUCCACCGCCUGAAUUGACAAGGCGGCGUAGUACAAGAGCAGGAAAAUUGAUGCGUCUUAUAAAACGUAGAGAAAGUAAAAGAUACAGCGUGAGAAAUAAAAAAUCUACUGGAACUGGAUUGGAGCAUGCUGAGAGUCAACAACAAAAAGGUGGCAAUGGAAGUAAGGAAGUUACUUUCAGGGAUUCUCAGGCAGGAGAAAUUCGAUAUGUCACUUUAUUGGUAGAUCCGGAUAAAAAGCAUAAAUUAGGAAGAAGGGCAACAUUGUGCGAAGCUUAUUUGGGAAUUACGCCGAGUACUUUUUCAGACAAAGUUAGAGUAAUGGUAGCAGGAUUUAUUUCUGAUGGAGAAGCUAUAAGAAAUAAAAGUAUUAAAAUUGGAGAUUGGCUAAAAAGUAUAAAUUCAAGGGAGGUCACAUUUCAGAACUUAGAGCAUAUCCUGUCUGGAAUAUCAGCAGCCACCAAUAUAAGAUUGGAAUUGCAGAGAGUUACAGGAAUUGAAGUAACUACCAGUUCACCAAUAACAAAUUCUCCAAAGCAAUCAGUAUUGGUACGUCAACUAGUGAACAAGGAAGAAGUCAAGGUCUUUAUGGAAUCACUUCUAGAUCUAUUUAUUGGGGUGAUAUAUUUAAAAACAACAGGUCUUUCUGAAACGGGUCCAGAAUUACAAGGUGUACUGUACAGCUUCCCAUGUUCUCAGAGUGUAAAUACUCAGACUUUUUUAUGCACUGCCAGAGGUGCCUUUAUUACACUUAAUCACAUGCUUCCUGGAAUGACAGGACCACCGCCAAUCAGCACUAGUGUAUCUUUAGCUGGUGAGAUAAUCCAUAUCAUUUAUACAACUUGUGGAGAUGAUUUAUUUUUAAUGGCAGUGCCUGAUAAACGAUGCAGUUUGCUAGAGAGUAUAGAACUGUCUGGAGAUAUUGUACGCGCUCUAGAAUUUAAUUACGAAACAUUAUCUAAAUGCUUUACAACGAAGGAUAUACAUCCUGCAUUAGACCACUUUUUCGCAUUACUAUUCUUCCGAUUAAUAAACGGUAAAAAAUGUCCAGAAACCAAUGAUUCGUAUGAGAACAUUGUUAACUUGAGAGAUGAAUUAAUAUCCUUACAAAAGUGUGAAUUUGAAAAUUUCCUCUCGGCUGCUCAUUUGAUCCAAUUGCCAAGAGAUGCACAAAUUCAAAUUGAUGCUGCCUUAAAUGAGAUGGAAGCUAUGGACUAUAGGGAUUGGAAUGAAGACCCAAUGGACUGCCAGAGAUUAUAUACAAUACUGGGAAGUUGUCUCUACCACAAAAAUUAUUUGUUGGGCUCUCACUUAGCUCAUGAAGAUUUAAUAGUAGUCCAUUCAUUUCUCCGGCAAAAUGGACUAUUACAUCUUGUCAAGAAUGAACCUGUGAAGUCUUUGAUAAUUUUUAGACAAGUAUACCCACCAUCCUGUACACGCAAAGAUACGGAAAACGAAGCAUGUCAAUUAUUAGGCUCAGGGAAAAAAUGGUUUUUACUUGUUGUCGGGUAUGGCUAUGAGUUACUAGCAGUUCUCUUAGAAUCUGGUGGCUGUACAGCGAGCCACAUAGAAAAUACAGGUCCAGACAUAUUUUAUGUAGAGGAAGCUCAGGAGACUUUGAAGCACAUACAAAAAAUUGGAAUAUCGACUUUAGUUGGAAAAUGGAUUUCUGCUAAUGCAAGACCUGAAGUUAUUUCUGUGGAGGAUCGUAUAGCAGUCAAAACAUCAUCAAGUAUAGCAGAAAAUUUGUUAGGCCUUAUUAAAUCAUCAGAUGCUCAAAGCACAUUCCACAAAAUGACUCCAAACUCGACAGUUACGAAGAAGACACCAGAGGUAGCUUCAAUAUUGAAAAAGCGUAGCCCAGAACAAAGUCCCAUAAUGUCAGGUUCAGUUUAUUCUUUACAAAUGUCUGAGGACUCCAUAAGCCAGGGCACAGGAGCAAUAAGUGAAAUCAGUGACGAAGCUGCACCAAUUUUAGGCAGAAGAGCAACAAGAGAACGUAACAAUGCCACUUCAAAAAAUUCAGAAGAUAGUGAUUCAGAUGUGGAUAUGUACAGAAAUGACUGUCAAGUGGGUACAAUGGAUAUUUCGGACAUCAGAGAGAAUUUACUAAAUCAAGCAGAAUAUAUUGUCCCAAAGAAAUUAACGUCUGGAGAAAAAAAUGUUCUCUUUCAUUAUAUCCACUUAGAUAUGCUUGAGGGUAUACUGCUAUCAUCGGAAACUGCAGAAAAUUCUCUAAAGAAUGCUAAGAUUUUAACUAACUUCAACAGAUGCGCACACAUUAUUCAUAAAUUAUUACACAACACGGUGAGAUUUAAGAAGAUGUUAAGUCAAGAUAUGGAUAAAUCUGUGAUUAACAAAAGUCUUAUUGCUAUUAAAGAACAUGGUGUUCUGUUUGAAUGGGAUAGUUUAUCGUAUUGGGUGAUUGGACGAUUGUAUACCACACCGCAUCCUAAAGAAUUAUAUGUCUGUUAUCAAGACACAGCACCACAGAAUUUGGUUGAAAUGGCAUUUAGACUAAAUUCGAUGUGGAAUUAA
This is a messenger RNA of Cephus cinctus (wheat stem sawfly), 3371 nucleotides long. It is a transcript of the gene in, whose product is annotated as protein inturned. The transcript has 11 exons. Gene Ontology annotation, cellular component: cilium; cytoplasm. The record is from RefSeq and is a predicted model, not a curated record. Lineage: Eukaryota; Metazoa; Arthropoda; Insecta; Hymenoptera; Cephidae. The coding region runs from base 561 to 3371 and encodes 936 amino acids. Gene Ontology annotation, biological process: nervous system development; vesicle-mediated transport; establishment of planar polarity. Gene Ontology annotation, molecular function: protein binding.